Pelmatolapia mariae (spotted tilapia) is the source of this 4070-nucleotide messenger RNA. It is a transcript of the gene ppm1la, whose product is annotated as protein phosphatase, Mg2+/Mn2+ dependent, 1La. Bases 517 to 1608 code for a protein of 363 amino acids. Gene Ontology annotation, cellular component: nucleus; cytosol. Gene Ontology annotation, biological process: positive regulation of canonical NF-kappaB signal transduction; positive regulation of canonical Wnt signaling pathway; negative regulation of canonical NF-kappaB signal transduction. Lineage: Eukaryota; Metazoa; Chordata; Actinopteri; Cichliformes; Cichlidae. The transcript has 4 exons. The record is from RefSeq and is a predicted model, not a curated record. Gene Ontology annotation, molecular function: cation binding; protein serine/threonine phosphatase activity.
GUAGGAAGGUGUGUGUGUGUGUUUGUGUGUAUGUGAAAUGUGUUGUUGAUGCGGAGACUGAAUCGACACAUAUCUGACAGUAGGAACGGGGUCAGCGGUGAAAAAGAAGGACAUAUUGCAGUCACUUCGUCCCCCUGGUGACUCCUAUGUCUGUCAGCGUGGUGGGUCUAACCCAGAAAAUCCGUCGUUUUACAAUGGGUUGUGGGAGAUCGGCUCAACUCGGAGAAUCCUCUUGCAGCUGUUUAGAGAGCCGGGGAUAGGACCAAGACGUUGUGUUGAACCAAUGAGGGUGGCCUCCUCUCUUUUGUCCUCUGUUUUCGGCCGGGUGUCUGGCAGCCAAGUCGUGCACAGUGCGUAAAUGCGCUCGGAGCAGGCAGAACGAUCUCCGAACAAAUGUUGAAAUCCUGUCUUUUUCUGACACAGUGGUAGUUAAUCGAUUUCUUCAUAGUUCCGCUGAGCGGAUGGAGUGAAUUGUGCAGACGGGGGGAGAGACAGACCGCAGUUUGGUUGCGUGUGAUGAUAGGAGACACAAUGACGCUCUUGUCUCUUUUGGGUCGGAUCAUGCGUUAUUUUCUCCUCAGGCCGGAGACAUUGUUUCUGUUAUGCAUAAGCCUGGCGCUGUGGAGUUAUUUCUUCCACACGGACGAAGUCAAAACCAUCGUCAAGUCCAGUCGAGAUGCGGUGAAGAUGGUGAAGGGGAAAGUGGCAGAAAUGAUGCAGAAUGACCGGCUGGGAGGCCUCAGUGUCCUGGAUGCAGAGUUCUCCAAAACCUGGGAGUUCAAGAAUAACAACGUAGCCGUGUACUCCAUACAAGGGAGGAGAGACCACAUGGAGGAUCGCUUCGAGGUGCUCACUGACAUCACCAACAAGAGCCACCCGUCCAUAUUCGGGAUAUUUGAUGGUCAUGGUGGCGAGGCUGCAGCUGACUAUGUGAAGGCCCACCUGCCCGAGUCCCUGAAGCAGCAGCUGCAGGCCUUUGAGAGAGAGAAAAGAGAGAGCGCUCUCUCGUACGCCAGCAUUCUCGAGCAGCGCAUCCUGGCUGUGGAUCGUGACAUGCUGGACAAGCUCUCUGCAAACCACGAUGAAGCAGGAACGACAUGUCUGAUAGCGCUGCUGUCAGAUAGAGAGCUCACAGUGGCCAAUGUUGGAGACUCGCGUGGUGUGUUGUGUGACAAAGAUGGGAAUGCUGUCGCCCUAUCGCAUGACCACAAGCCGUAUCAGCUUAAAGAGCGCAAGAGAAUCAAGAGGGCAGGAGGCUUCAUCAGUUUUAAUGGAUCGUGGAGAGUCCAGGGCAUCCUCGCUAUGUCCCGCUCCCUCGGGGAUUACCCACUGAAGAACCUUAACGUAGUCAUUCCCGACCCCGACAUAAUGACCUUUGACCUGGACAAACUGCAGCCAGAGUUCAUGAUCCUGGCCUCUGAUGGCCUGUGGGAUGCCUUCAGUAACGAGGAGGCAGUGCGCUUUGUCCGCGAGCGCCUGGACGAGCCUCACUUUGGUGCCAAGAGCAUCGUCCUACAGUCUUUCUAUCGUGGCUGCCCUGAUAACAUCACCGUCAUGGUAGUGAAGUUUAAAAGUGGAGCAGGGGGGAACAGCAAGGCAGGGGAGUAGGUGAGGGUCGAGUUUAAAGCUUGCGUCAUGAUCAGUAUAUUUUCCCCCCAUCUUCUGGAUGUAUCAGUAAGUACAUCAUCACGGAAGGACUGGGAGAAGUAUAGAUUUCGACUGGGCUUUUAACUAAUGCACACGCAUACAGAGAAAUGUACACACACACACACACACACACGCAAUGAUAUGAGAAAAUGAAGCUCAAUUUAAUUUGACUUGAUGGAGAAAAGGGCAUUUAAAUACAAUACAGUUCACAGCCAUCUGCUAAACGGAUGAGGAAUUGAUUAAAAUAUUGAAGUACAGUAUCAAGACUACCAGACACAGGGGAGGGGGGGGGGUCUUUUAACCAGCACACAUUAGACUGUGAUGACAUCACUGCUGUUUACUGUACAUGCACACGCACACGAAUGGUACAGGUCCACUGGAGGCUUCUGCAGAGGAGGCUUCAACCAGUGCCUGCACAACAAUUACUGUCCAUCUGCAAAAACACCACCCGGCUUGCUGCAUUUUGAUGAUUCUCUGAUUGUAUGCAUUUGUUAGACUUUCAAACAGGAAUAAUAAUUUCUCAAAUGUAAGAAGACUCCAGUGGAUCCAUACCUCUACUUAAUUUCUGAUGACAAUACACACACAUCACUUUUGAGCAUUAAGCACCUAUUUUGUGGCUUGAGGAGUGACGAUAAAGCUUUGGGAGAUUUAUUGUUUUUGCAUUUAUUUAAAGUCCAUGCUCAGUACAGCAGAUUUUAAAACUAAGCAGUCACAUAAAGAGAAGGAGGUAGAAGGUAAGCACUGACAAGGGCUCGUGGCUUGGAGCACCUGAUAAUUCACUGACCAAAUAAAAGCUAAAUAAGUUGGGUUUUUUUUUAAAUAUUGCACAUCAAUUUAAUCAACUUAGAAUAGGCAUAAAGAUGAUCUGAAUGUCCAUAAUUUCUCAAAAUGUGUUUAAAUGUUGAGGGUCAGCUGUUUCACUGCAUUAAGAUUGACAAAAGAAAAUAAUCAGUUCUGGUUCUUAUCCUUCAAGAUCUCCAAUAGAGUGGACUCAGAUGUUUCUACGGCUAUUUGAACAUUUACAUCUAGUUCGCAGACAUGGAUUAAGCAUGAUCCUAAACCAUAAACUUUAAUCAGUGUUGAUCUUCAUUUAAUUUUUCUUUUAGUCUGGUGCUUGUUUCAAUCCAUGCCUGGGAAACCUGGUGUUAUUUUUUUCACCUCUGAAGAAUCCUUAAUCAACAUUAACCUAACCGAGUGACUUUAAAGGCUGAAACUUAACAUUUUUAAAGAAAUUUAUCAAGUCUGUAGAAGGUGUGUGAUACUCAAAAGUGAAAUUUAUGUGUGGAAUGCGACUUUAACUACAACACACACAUACACCACAUGAGCCACAACCUUAUAACCACCUAUCAAAUAUUGUGUGAUCCUUGCCAAACACCUCUGAUCCAACAGUGUAUUCACUGGAAUUCUGAGAGGUUCCUUUGGUGUGUGGGACAGGGAUGUUGGCACUGGAUGCUUUGGCUCAUGUGGGUUUCACGGUGGUGGCUCUAAUCUGAUGCCCAGUUGGCUCUCGAUUUUGGGUCCCUGGAGUUAUUCGUAGGCAGUUUUAUAUAGUGGUUGAAAGUGCGUUGCCUUGCUGGGAGAGGCCAUUCUUGGUCUGCAGCAGUGUUUAAGUGGGUGAGAUGUCAUCAAGGUUAUUUGCUCCACUUGUCAGUGGUUUUAAUGUUGUGGCUUAUACAUGUAACUUCCACAGAAAUACAUAUGGUUCUAAAAAAAAAUGCACUUUUCAGAGGUUUAUUUUUUGGAAUGGUAAAUUCUUACAUAUCAGCAAACGUAAACACUGUUUACCCUCAGCAACGCAAGAGGGUUUCACUCUACGUCGAGCCCCACACUCACCUGUUUGCGAGGCUACGGAGGAAACGCAAACUGUUCCAUCCAAGUGGACUUACACUGUCUGUAUCAGGGCAUGUGCUUCAGCUUAACCAUGUUCACGAACGAAUGACCUAACGGCGUGCAGCAACGUCCACUGGUGGCUGUCUUUGACCUGCGAAGCACACGAAGCGAAGAGGUGCAACGGACACACCUCGACCACGAAAGACUAAAAGACUAAAAGAUGUCGCAUCACGAACUGUACAGCUGCAGCCAGAAUGCUUGUAAUUAGAAAUACGAUAUGCUCCCGAAGCAAUACAACUGGUGUCAGUGACGGCAGCAGUCUGUCAAGGAAAGUUACCGUAAACCGUGCUUGAUUUACUGCUGUUUUAAAUUCACCUUUUACCACUGUGUAUCAUGACUUCAUCAGUCGACAGAGGGGAUUUUUGUUCAUUUUGUUUUCUUUCUUUUAUUUUAACAGUUUACCCAAUGCCUUAUUUAUUGUUAUGUUUUUUGGAUGUCUCAGGCAGAUUGCCAGACCAGUAUGAUGUAUUUUCAGUUUUGUCCUUCUGUACAUGAGCAGAAGUUUACAAUAAAACAAGUACCCGUGAUUUUAA